AUGGAGAUGGCAGCUGAACAACAUAAUGACGCUGCAAUUGCUCGUCGACCAACUAAAGAAGAAAAGUUAAAAAAGAGAGUAGAGAUGAGUACUAGAUUUGGUAUAAUAACAGGUUCACUUGUAUCUCUACCUGUAUCUUGGGUAGUUUGUUUAAUGUUACCUCGAGGAGCUAAAAUUAAAUCAAAGCUCAUUGUUUAUUCUGUUACUGCAACUGCUAGUGCUUCCUUUUUUGGAUAUGCACUAAAUACAGCGGCAUAUGGAAUGGAAGAAGUUAGAAAAAUGCAUAAUAUGGUUGAUGAUAUAGACAGAUACUAG
Cavenderia fasciculata is the source of this 315-nucleotide messenger RNA. RefSeq lists its product as uncharacterized. The record is from RefSeq and is a predicted model, not a curated record. The transcript has 2 exons. NCBI's taxonomy places the organism in Eukaryota, Evosea, Eumycetozoa, Acytosteliales, Cavenderiaceae. Bases 1 to 315 code for a protein of 104 amino acids.